AUGAAUCUAUCGCACCGUGUUGGCUCGAGGCUCAAGACGGCGAGACUCAACGUUUCGUCUCACGACGGUAAUCGUUCCUUCGCCGCCGCAGCUUCCGUCGUCAUGCCGCCGUGCUCCGGUCCGGUAGCCGUUAUAUUCCUUUUCGCCAUUUCCAUCUCCUGCUUCGUCCUCUACAAAUCCGCUGAAUCUCUCCACAUCGUCCAUGGCUCCUCCUCCUCGAUUAUCUCUCGCAUUCUACCGUCUUACGAUUCCUUCAAGUCUCUGGAAAUUGAAGAACCUCAGCUAGAAGAUGUUCUGCGUAGAGCUGCAACGAGAGACGGUACAGUGAUUUUGACAACUUUGAAUGAAGCCUGGGCAGCUCCAGGAUCCGUCAUCGAUCUCUUCUUCGAGAGUUUCGGAAUCGGCCAAGGAACAAGCAUGCUUUUGAACCACCUGGUGAUAGUAGCUCUGGAUGCUAAAGCCUAUUCCCGUUGCCGAGAGCUGCAUAAGCAUUGUUUCAGCCUUGAAACAGAAGGGGUUGAUUUCUCCGGCGAGGCUUACUUCAUGACUCGUUCUUACCUGAAAAUGAUGUGGAGAAGGAUCGAAUUCCUUCGGUCUGUUCUUGAAAUGGGCUACAACUUCGUUUUCACGGAUGCUGAUGUGAUGUGGUUCAGGAACCCUUUCCCGAGGUUUUACAGGAAUGCUGAUUUCCAGAUUGCUUGUGACCAUUACCUAGGAAGGUCGAACGAUCUUGAGAACAGACCGAACGGAGGGUUUAGCUUCGUGAGGUCCAAUAACCGGACCAUACGCUUCUACAAGUUCUGGUACGCUUCACGGAUCAAAUACGCGGGAUAUCACGACCAGGACGUUCUUAAUUUCAUCAAGAAGGAACCUUUCGUCUCGCAUAUCGGGGUUAGGAUCAGGUUCUUGAACACGGCGUAUUUCGGUGGACUAUGUGAGCCAAGCAAAGAUAUGAAUCUUGUUCGUACGAUGCAUGCAAAUUGCUGCUUCGGUAUGGAUAGUAAGCUUCAUGAUCUUAGAAUCAUGCUUCAAGAUUGGAGAGACUUCAUGGCUUUGCCACUUCAUCUUAAACAGUCCUCUGCUUUCUCCUGGAAAGUCCCACAGAAUUGCAGGAAGAAGAAAGAGAAAGGGAAGCCAAAGUUUUGUAAAAUCAUGGAUCGUUCUUAUAGAGACGCAUAG
Molecule: messenger RNA, 1179 nt
Organism: Thlaspi arvense
Lineage: Eukaryota; Viridiplantae; Streptophyta; Magnoliopsida; Brassicales; Brassicaceae
Source: the annotation of a GenBank genome assembly